This is a messenger RNA of Falco peregrinus (peregrine falcon), 4528 nucleotides long. RefSeq names its product casein kinase 1 delta (gene CSNK1D). Gene Ontology annotation, biological process: positive regulation of canonical Wnt signaling pathway; positive regulation of proteasomal ubiquitin-dependent protein catabolic process; non-motile cilium assembly. The coding region runs from base 1349 to 2425 and encodes 358 amino acids. Gene Ontology annotation, cellular component: spindle microtubule; cytoplasm; nucleus. The record is from RefSeq and is a predicted model, not a curated record. The transcript has 9 exons. Gene Ontology annotation, molecular function: protein serine/threonine kinase activity; ATP binding. Lineage: Eukaryota; Metazoa; Chordata; Aves; Falconiformes; Falconidae.
ACCCUCCGGUACGGAGUACCUCGCCAGGGGGGCCCUGCAACAUCAAUUUAGUAUUUCCUUGACAUCAUGUCCUAAUUUGGACAGUGGGGAAAUCGGGAAUUCUGGCUUGUUUAGCUGCCUCUUCCCGUUGUUGCUUGUGACCUUGGGCACGGUUAAUCUUCUCGUCUAUAAAACAGGAAUAAGGGUAUAAAUCUCCUCAUUUUUUUUGGAGGGGGGAAAGGAAAAACCGAACAAAGCAAACUACCACGUUAAGAAAAAUGUUUUGGGAAAUAAACCUGUGCAGCAGGGUUUAAUAUUACAGCAGUGGACUAAGAAAAAUUGCUGUCACAGGAAUCUUUGUUUCUUCUCCGAGGCCUAAAAUAAAAAGAAUUACACAACUAUGGAUGACUGGGUUGCAGUUGAAAAACCCCUCAGAUCCUUCAAGGAAUCAUCAUAGUUUGGCUAUCCUGUUGCUUGGACGUUGCCCCGAUGUCUUACUGCAUAUACCUUAUUCUCCUACCGUGAUUUCUGUACAACUGUAAAAUUUGCAGGAUUGGCAUUGUCUUGCGUGUCGGCUUGUGUAGCUCUGUCAUAAUGCCUCCACGGCUUAUGGUUAUGACAAGCAGUGGUGGGUAUGACAGGCUUUGACAGCAGCUAUUUCUAAAAUACUCGAUAUAUUCUGCAAACUCUCAAACCAUGAGGAAUGGGUUAAAUCCAGAGAAAUAUGAGUUUUACGUCCUGCCACAUAGAAAUGAGUACUCUGCUUUUGAAAAUUGUGGCAACUUAUGAAACAUAACAAGUCAGAAAGGGGGAAGAGGUGGAACUUGCAGGGGCUAAGGUAGGUUAACUGCAAAUGUCUGGAGGGUAAAACCGACCUCACUAGCUAAUGCGUAUGUUAUGUUUGGCAGUGUAGGCAGUAUGAGAGGUUCUUCCAGUGCACAGCUGGCAUUCCAAAAUAAUUUGUUAGCUAAAGCUGCUUGUUUACAGAUAGUGAAGUACUGGUUGUCUGUAAUAUAGAUCAUAUGCGUGAUGAAAAAUCCAUGCUUCUAGCUGAAGGUGUGUGGUUGUCUAGAGGCAGAGAACAUGAUUCCUUCUCUCUGCAAUGCUUGCAUAAAAGAUUGAAGGCUGUUGUGGGAAAGGUGGUGGCAAAGCUUGUGCAAAAAUCCUUACUAGCUACCGUUGGGAUUUUGGGUGGAGAAUAAGACAGCAGUUAAAAUCUGAAGAAUCUUAGAUGAUGUGAGAAACUCCUACUUCAGCAUUUGACUACUGCUCUGGAACUGAUAUUGCUGCUGGAGAGGAGGUUGCAAUUAAGUUGGAAUGUGUGAAAACCAAACAUCCUCAGCUCCACAUCGAGAGUAAAAUCUACAAAAUGAUGCAGGGUGGAGUGGGCAUUCCCACAAUUAAGUGGUGUGGAGCUGAAGGGGACUACAAUGUAAUGGUGAUGGAGCUGUUGGGACCGAGUCUUGAAGAUCUCUUCAAUUUUUGUUCAAGGAAAUUUAGUCUCAAGACAGUCCUAUUACUCGCUGACCAAAUGAUUAGUCGAAUUGAAUACAUUCACUCUAAGAACUUCAUCCACCGAGAUGUGAAGCCAGACAACUUCUUAAUGGGCCUUGGGAAGAAAGGCAACCUUGUCUACAUAAUAGACUUUGGAUUAGCAAAGAAGUAUCGAGACGCUCGAACUCACCAACAUAUUCCAUAUCGUGAAAAUAAAAACUUAACAGGAACUGCCCGUUACGCAUCCAUCAACACUCAUCUUGGAAUCGAGCAAUCUCGCAGAGAUGACUUGGAGUCCUUGGGCUAUGUACUGAUGUAUUUUAACCUGGGCUCCCUCCCCUGGCAGGGACUGAAAGCAGCAACAAAGAGGCAGAAAUACGAACGUAUCAGUGAAAAGAAAAUGUCUACACCCAUUGAGGUUUUGUGUAAAGGAUAUCCUUCUGAAUUUGCCACAUACUUGAAUUUCUGCCGUUCUUUGCGUUUUGAUGACAAACCGGACUAUUCCUAUCUAAGGCAAUUAUUCAGAAACCUCUUCCACCGACAAGGGUUCUCCUAUGACUAUGUGUUUGACUGGAACAUGCUGAAAUUUGGUGCCAGCAGAGCGGCUGAAGAUGCUGAACGUGAAAGGCGAGAACGAGAGGAAAGAUUGAGACAUACACGAAAUCCAGCUAUGCGUGGAUUACCCUCCACUGCUUCUGGCAGGCUGAGAGGAACACAAGAUGUAGCUCCUCCUACUCCUCUUACCCCAACCUCACAUGCUGCCAAUACCUCUCCUCGGCCAGUAUCUGGUAUGGAACGAGAAAGGAAAGUGAGUAUGAGAUUGCAUCGUGGUGCCCCAGUAAAUAUCUCAUCAUCUGACUUAACAGGCCGACAAGAUACCUCUCGCAUGUCAACUUCGCAGAUUCCUGCUCGGGUAACUACCAGUGUUCUCCAGUCUGCUGUGCACCGAUGAAAAUUAUUUUGCCAUGGAGGGCAGAUAAUGCAUGGCUGAUCUCCUAUGUUACCAAUGGCUUUACUAGCAAAAAUACCCUAAACUAGAGCGGAAACGUUACAAUUGGAGUUCUCCAUGUGACUUAAAAAGCACUUGGAGGAACAUGGACAGACUCCAGCAGCUGCCAUUACAGGACGCUUUUGCCAGAAACCCAAUGACCUUAAGAGAACCCUGUGGUAACAGGGCUGGAAAAGAAAGACGGUUUACAGAGUUGACCGCCUGUUUUCGGAUGGCCAUUUCAGUUUUCCCUCCACAGGCGGCAGACUUUACCCCCUUUUUAUUAUUCUACUGUAACUAUAAAUCUUUUACUUGGUUUAAGAAAGUUUUGUAUCAUUUUGCUAAAAUUAUUGGCUUAUUUCUCUGUAAGGAACUCUUGCUUUUGUCUGAUUUAAAAAUGUAGAAUAUAAACCUAAAGACAAUUACUUGAAAUUUCUUGUUUUAAAAAAAAUAGUCUGGCAGGGAACAUGUAAAUGAAUCAAAAUUAUCUGACUUUAUUUAAACUGUUUACUUAUUUGUAUGGUCCCAUUCUGAGAUUGUUUUCUCAUGAAAUUUUUAAAACUCUUAGAAUUUUACUUUGCUGUUUGCUGUCUUCAUUCACAUUUAACUUUCUGUGUAACACAAAGGGAUUUUUAGUAUUCAUUCUUUUUCAUAAAAGAGAACUAAAUACCCUGCAGAAGAGACUUUAGUAAAGAAGGUGAUAAUGGAUUUCUUGUUUUGUAAAGAAUAUGAAGGACAAAGUGAAAGACUGGCAUCUGAGGGAUUUAGAAUUUGAAAGCUUGUCUUAUCUCUCUGCUUAGUUUGGGUAAAUGGAUAGUUUCAAACAUUGUUUUUAUUGGUAAAAUUGUAUUUCCUGCACUCUGAGGCUGGUUAGCUUGGAGGGCAUUGCAAGUGGAAAAUACACAUUGCUACUGAGUCUUCAGUGAAUUUGAAUGUUUCAUUCAGCAUCUAUGUUUAAAAAUAAAUAAGUUGAUUCAGGCCUUCUGUUUCAUGCCACGACUCAAAAAAGGAGUUCUUAUAAAAAAAAAAACAAAAAAAAAACCCCAAAAAACCCAAACCCAAACAAAACCAAAUCAACCUAUUCUUGCUGUGAAGUCCUGAGAAUUUCCACAAUUCAGGUACAUACCGUAUUUAAUUCUUAACUAUUCAACCUGAGUAGCUAGGAACGGAUGACUCAACGUGCUUAGGUUGUCCAAAAAAAAUAUUGCAGGUGUUGUUAGCACCUGUUGGUUAUGGAAUAUGGGAGAUUGUUCGUAUUGUUUGUUACUUUAAAUGAUCUCAUAAAAUAAAAAGUACUCAGAACUGUAUCAGAAGUACUGUUUAUACUAGUGUGACUGAAGUAAUGGGAAGUUCCACGUUGGAAAUGGAAAGUAUAUACAGAGACUUUGUUUGAACAGUUAGGUAUCUUGAGAAAUUCUUCCCUGCUUGAAAACCAAAUUUUUUUUAAAGGCCUACUGGUCUUCAGAGUUUUAUGAAAAGUAAUUUUUAUUGGUUUAGUGUCUAUGAAUUCUGUUUUGCCCCUCUCGAAGGUCCACAUAUUAUUAGUCACUCUUCUUUGGAUGUUUUCAGAACAUUAGCUACUUGCUUGUGUGUACUCUGGGUCUGACUGGGGAAAGCUGUGUUUGGGAAGAGUGUAGUGGAAAAGCUUACGAGUUUGAUCCAUGGAUAAGUUUGCAUAAGAUAAUUAUUUCCUCAGUUACUAUAAACUUCAGUAUUUUAGGCAUGUGCACUACCAUUUGAACAGUUUUACACUUCACUGUGCUUUCCUUGUAAAUAUCUGUCGUUAAUAUACUGUUAGAGGGACUUACAAAGGCAGCCUCUUUAUUCUGUCUGUAUCUGGAAAAUUAGAUUGCUGUGCUAUACUUAAAAGUUGACUGCAGACUUCUAGAAUUGUACUCACUUGUAGGCAGUUUUUGUCCUUCAUAAUAGUUAAAUUCCAUCAUGUGGAAAAUAGACUGUCUAUAUAAACCUGUGUAUUGGAAACCAGUAUCUCAGAGCACUUCAUUUGUACUACCACUGUAUUUGUGUACUUUAACAAUUGUGUAAAUACAUUCAUAAUAACUUCUA